This is a messenger RNA of Colossoma macropomum (tambaqui), 1702 nucleotides long. It is a transcript of the gene ergic1, whose product is annotated as endoplasmic reticulum-golgi intermediate compartment 1. Gene Ontology annotation, biological process: endoplasmic reticulum to Golgi vesicle-mediated transport; retrograde vesicle-mediated transport, Golgi to endoplasmic reticulum. Gene Ontology annotation, cellular component: endoplasmic reticulum membrane; COPII-coated ER to Golgi transport vesicle; endoplasmic reticulum. The record is from RefSeq and is a predicted model, not a curated record. NCBI's taxonomy places the organism in Eukaryota, Metazoa, Chordata, Actinopteri, Characiformes, Serrasalmidae. Bases 111 to 983 code for a protein of 290 amino acids. The transcript has 10 exons.
CGUCCCCUCCGGUCAGUUCCGCCGCCGGUAGGAGUGAGGCUCGGAGCCGUGGCCCCUUUCGCCCUGAUACACCGUUCAGCUCUUUUAGCGUUGCUUUUAAAACGUGCACCAUGACGUUUGAUGUACGGAGGUUCGAUAUCUACAGGAAGGUGCCCAAAGACCUCACCCAGCCCACAUACACUGGAGCCUUCAUCUCGAUCUGCUGCUGUGUUUUCAUGCUCUUCCUCUUCCUCUCCGAGCUGACGGGAUUCAUAGACACAGAAAUAGUUAAUGAGCUCUAUGUGGAUGAUCCAGAUAAGGACAGUGGAGGGAAGAUUGAAGUGAGUUUAAACAUCAGUUUGCCAAACUUACACUGUGAUUUGGUGGGUUUGGACAUCCAAGACGAGAUGGGCCGACAUGAAGUGGGCCACAUAGACAACUCUAUGAAGGUGCCGCUCAACAACGGUUACGGCUGCCGCUUCGAGGGCGAAUUCACUAUUAAUAAAGUCCCUGGAAACUUCCAUGUGUCCACACACAGCGCCACAGCGCAGCCACAGAACCCCGACAUGACCCACAUCAUCCAUAAGCUCGCCUUCGGGGAGAAGCUUCAGGUCAAACACGUCCAAGGAGCCUUCAACGCCCUCGCCGGAGCCAACAGACUUGAGUCCAAUGCUCUGGCCUCACAUGAUUACAUCCUCAAGAUUGUCCCUACAGUGUAUGAGGACUUGUCAGGAAAGCAGAGGUUUUCCUAUCAGUACACCGUUGCGAACAAGGAAUACGUGGCCUACAGUCACACAGGACGCAUCAUCCCAGCCAUUUGGUUUCGCUAUGAUCUGAGUCCAAUCACAGUGAAAUACACAGAGAGGAGACAGCCUAUCUACCGUUUCAUUACUACAAUCUGUGCCAUUAUUGGCGGGACGUUUACAGUGGCUGGCAUUAUUGACUCCUGUAUAUUCACGGCCUCUGAGGCCUGGAAGAAAAUCCAGAUAGGCAAGAUGUCCUGAGUGCCGACACAUUUGCCAGCACCCGUCUUAUUUAUACCACGAUGACUGUCCACGUUUUCCACUGUUCCACACUAUGAGCCCAAUUUUUCCCUUUAAGAAUUGUUUUAUUUAGUCAUUCCAUCUGAUAGGCCAGCUGCAGAUUCUCAGUCUUUUGCACAAGUCAGAACUAAAAUGUUACUCAGAUCAAGAGAUUGUGUUGCCAAACUUUUGCAUAGUUUCUAAAAUUGUUCUGUUUAGUUGCAUUUUUGUCAAUUUCCCAGUAUAUGAGUUCGCAGUUCCCUCCUUUCAGUAUGAAUGUUACAAAAGGCCAUCCAAAGCACCACUUCUUGGUAAUUCCUUCUUGCUCAAUAAGUAUUUCGGCUUUGUCCGCUGAUAACAUUUGCCACGACUUGUCAGUAUAUGAAGGUGUCCUGAAGAUUUAGUUUGUCUAACAAGCAACACAUCCUACAAUUAAAGACUACUGUACUUAGAUUAGCAUCCCAGAUUACACAAAGCGGUUAAUAGGGGGUUCAUUAUCUGAUUAAUUGCACAAAGAAAGUGUCAUACUGUAUUCAUUACUGAAGAUGAUUAUGACCCUGAUUAGUUUACUGUCUGCUUAGUUUAAAAAUUGGCCUAAUGUGCCUUAAAAGUGUUUUCAGAUGACAGGAUUAAGUCAGUGGAGGUAAAAUCACCCAUAAAGAGGGUAAAGUUUGGCAGAUUUUGAUGUCGAUGGUGGUACU